ACACCACAAAAUAAAACAUUGGGUGAGGGGGAUAAAUAACAGAUGUCGCACUUUGGGCAGAUGAUCACGGUUACCAACCUGCGUACAAGAGCCAUUGUCACUCCUUUAAAUAUAUGUCGCCCACCUGGUCCAAAGCUCUCAGUCCUUGGUUUUCUAGACACUGACAAUCAAGCAGCUGUGUUCUUGCUCAAGUCUAUAUUCUCCACCUAAAAAUAAUAAUGACAGCAACUACUGGCAUGGAAGAUGGAAAAUGCAGUGACAAGAUGGAAGAAGAUGGUAGUUUGAGGACUUUGGAGUGCCUCAGAGGGAGACUGCUGGCGGAGAGGCAAGCUUCAAGGGUUGCAAAAGAGGAUGCAGAACUCAUUGGCAAGAAGUUAGUAGAACUACAGAAGCAGCUCAAAGAAGAGAUCAAACUAAAGGAAAAGGCGGAAAAGAAGCUCAAAUAUUUGAAGAAAAAGCUUGAAUCUUUGAAUAAUUCCUCCAAAAAUAGUGAAAAAUCUUGUACACAAUCCACUACUACUUCAUCAGGAUCCAAUCAUCCAGAAACCCAUGAAGCCAAAUCCAAAGUUGCAGAGUCAGAAAUCCCAGAAGAAUCAAGACAAAAUGCAGCAGACUCCAUCACAUCUGAGCAAAGCCAUGAAAGCACUUUCACUGAUGAAAACACUUCUUCUCAAAGCACUUCUGGUUCCAGUUCUAGUUCCAGCGUAGAAUGUUCUUCUUCCCCAAAAGGGUUCUGCCACAACCCAAGUCAUAAAUCUGAAGAUCCAAAGAUCGAAGAUGGUAAUAGGUAUGCAAGUCCAGUUAACCUGACCAGUUCUAUCAGGUUUAGUGUCCGUACUUAGGUUGUUCAACCUUAAACAGAGAUUGAGAAUGGUGACUUGGGGUUAUUAUGUUGAUACACACUUGCAUUAGUACCUGUGACUAUGCCUGCCACUUGUCACACCAGCACUGAAUUGAAGCCAGUUGCUGAAAAUCUUAUGAUGCCACAAGGAAUACCAGAGAAAAUCUUCAAAGAUCAAUGGAGAAGAGGCAUAUGAUUUGAUUUGGUCCGUUUGAUCACCAAUCUCAAACAUGCAAAUAGUGAUCAUUAAUGCUCAUGUGACAUCCUAUGGAGAUGAAAUGAUUAGUGCUAGUUAUACUUACUGUUUGAAUUGCAUGGCUCUAAAUAUCGGAGUAUGAAGUAUGUAAGCGUGCUAAAGAAAAAGUUGAUAAAUUUCUAGUCACGUGUAUUUUUGGAUGGAUUAAUAUUUGUGGAUGUGGGUAAUAAAGUUGUUACAUCUGGUACAUUCACUCAUAGAGGGCAUGUGAAUUGUGGGGUUUGUUGCAACAUUGAUGCUCUGAUUUGGACCCCGACUUCUUGGCCACUUUCUUCUUUUGGUUUUCUCUACUUUAUAUUGUAGCAAUCUCUUGAGUGGAAUUGAAUUUUAGCAGGUGGUUGGCUAUGGCA
This is a messenger RNA of Pyrus x bretschneideri (Chinese white pear), 1447 nucleotides long. RefSeq names its product osteocalcin 2. NCBI's taxonomy places the organism in Eukaryota, Viridiplantae, Streptophyta, Magnoliopsida, Rosales, Rosaceae. The record is from RefSeq and is a predicted model, not a curated record. Bases 219 to 842 code for a protein of 207 amino acids. The transcript is spliced from 4 exons.